Molecule: messenger RNA, 2973 nt
Organism: Galeopterus variegatus (Sunda flying lemur)
Lineage: Eukaryota; Metazoa; Chordata; Mammalia; Dermoptera; Cynocephalidae
Gene: DDX54
Product: DEAD (Asp-Glu-Ala-Asp) box polypeptide 54
Exons: 20
Coding region: 3-2639 (878 amino acids)
Cellular component (GO): nucleus
Molecular function (GO): RNA binding; ATP binding; RNA helicase activity
Source: RefSeq, a predicted model, not a curated record
UCAUGGCGGCCGGCGAUCGCCCGGCGGCCGGGCCUAGGUCGCCAGCUGCCAUGGCUCAGUGGAGGAAGAAGAAGGGGCUCCGAAAGUGCAGGGGAGCGACCGCCCAGGUUCGCGGCAGCGACUCAGAGGACGGAGAGUUUGAGAUCCAGGCGGAAGAUGACGCCCGGGCCCAGAAGCUGGGGCCUGGCAGACCCCUGCCCACCUUCCCCACUUCAGAAUGCACCUCGGACGUGGAGCCGGACACCCGGGAGAUGGUGCGAGCCCAAAACAAGAAGAAGAAGAAGUCUGGAGGCUUCCAGUCCAUGGGCUUGAGCUACCCAGUGUUCAAGGGCAUCAUGAAGAAGGGCUACAAGGUGCCAACGCCUAUCCAGAGGAAGACCAUCCCGGUGAUCCUGGACGGCAAGGACGUGGUGGCCAUGGCCCGCACAGGCAGCGGCAAGACGGCCUGCUUCCUCCUCCCCAUGUUUGAGCGGCUCAAGACCCGCAGUGCCCAGACUGGGGCUCGUGCUCUCAUCCUCUCGCCCACCCGAGAGCUGGCCCUGCAGACCAUGAAGUUCACCAAGGAGCUGGGCAAGUUCACUGGCCUCAGGACAGCCCUGAUCCUGGGCGGGGACAAAAUGGAAGACCAGUUUGCAGCCCUACACGAAAAUCCUGACAUAAUCAUUGCUACCCCAGGGAGGCUGAUGCACGUGGCUGUGGAGAUGAACCUGAAGCUGCAGAGUGUAGAGUAUGUGGUGUUCGAUGAAGCUGACAGGCUCUUUGAAAUGGGGUUUGCAGAGCAGCUACAGGAGAUCAUCGGCCGCCUCCCCGGGGGCCACCAGACCGUGCUGUUCUCCGCCACGCUGCCCAAACUGCUGGUGGAGUUCGCCCGGGCAGGCCUCACGGAGCCCGUGCUCAUCCGGCUAGAUGUGGAUGCCAAGCUCAACGAGCAGCUCAAGACCUCCUUCUUCCUCGUUCGCGAGGACACCAAGGCCGCUGUGCUCCUCCACCUGCUGCGCAACGUGGUGCGUCCUCAGGACCAGACAGUGGUGUUUGUGGCCACAAAGCACCACGCCGAGUACCUCACUGAGCUGCUGACGAGCCAGUGGGUGAGCUGUGCCCACAUCUACAGCGCCCUGGACCAGACGGCCCGCAAGAUCAACCUCGCCAAAUUCACGCACGGCAAGUGCUCUGCGCUCAUCGUGACCGACCUGGCCGCCCGGGGCCUGGACAUUCCGCUGCUGGACAACGUCAUCAACUAUAGCUUCCCUGCCAAGGGCAAGCUCUUCCUGCACCGUGUGGGCCGCGUGGCCCGGGCUGGCCGAAACGGCACAGCCUACUCCUUGGUGGCCCCAGAUGAGGUCCCCUACCUGCUGGACCUGCACCUGUUCCUGGGCCGCUCCCUCAUCCUCGCCCACCCCCCUGAGGAGCCCUCAGAUGCAGUCGGUGUGGAUGGCGUGCUGGGCCGAGUGCCACAGAGCGUGGUGGAUGACGAGGAUAGUGGCCUGCAGAGUACCCUGGAAGCGUCACUGGAGCUGCGGGGCCUGGGCCGUGUGGCUGACAAUGCCCAGCAGCAGUACGUGCGCUCGCGGCCGGCACCCUCACCCGAGUCCAUCAAGAGGGCCAAGGAGCUGGACCUUACUGGGCUGGGCCUGCACCCUCUCUUCAGCUCACGCUUUGAGGAGAAGGAGCUGCGGCGGUUGAGGCUGGUGGACAGCAUCAAGAACUACCGCUCUCGGGCGACCAUCUUUGAGAUCAAUGCCUCCAGCCGGGACCUGAGCAGCCAGGUGAUGCGCGCCAAGCGGCAGAAGGACUGCAAGGCCAUUGCCAGCUUCCGGCAGGGAUGGCAAGAGCGGCAGGAGGGUCCAGCUGGCCCAGUCCCAAGCUGCCGGGCACCACAGGAGGAGCAGCCUGAAAAAGAGGACGAGGAGGACACAGGAGAGAGCACGGAGGACGUAUUUGCAGAGAUUGUGGGCCGGAAGCGGCAGCGGCCAGGACCCGACAGGGGAGCCAAGAGGCGGAGGGAGGAAGCCCGGCAGCGGGACCAAGAGUUCUAUGUUCCCUACCGGCCCAAGGACUUUGACAGCGAGCGGGGCCUGAGUGUUGGUGGGGACAGGGGAGCCUUCGAGCAGCAAGUGGCUGGCGCUGUCCUGGACCUGAUGGGUGAUGAAGCGCAGAACCUGACCAGAGGCCGCCAGCAGCUCAAGUGGGACAGGAAGAAAAAGCGGUUUGUGGGACAGUCAGGACAGGAGGACAAGAAGAAGAUCAAGACUGAGAGUGGCUUCUACGUCAGCAGCUCCUACAAACGAGACCUCUACCAGAAGUGGAAACAGAAACAGAAAAUUGAUGAUCGAGAUUCAGAGGAGGAGGGAGCAUCUGACCAGCGAGGCCCACCAAGAAGAGGUGGGAAGCGAGGCAGCCACCGAGGUGCAUCUCAGCCCCGCACUCCAGCAGCCCCCGCAGGCCGCGUGCGCUCGGAACUCAAGACCAAGCAGCAGAUUCUGAAGCAGCGGCGCCAGGCCCAGAAGAUGCGCUUCCUGCAGCGUGGGGGCCUCAAGCAGCUCUCUGCCCGCAACCGCCGCCGUGCCCGGGAGCUGCAGCAGGGUGCCUUCGGCCGGGGCGCCCACCUCAAGAAGGGCAAGAUGAGGAAGAGGAUGUAAGGACCAGGACUCAGUCCUGUGGCUGGCCCUAAUGUGGACAUCAACAAACGUUUCCCCAUGCACCACCGCAUGCCUGGCCCUGUGCCACUAGGAGAGCUGCCUACAGGAGCCAUUAUCCGUGAAGAAGAGCACAGCCACAGAAGGGCGGCAGCUGCCUCUGCCUAAGAUGGAGACGUCUGAGUACCGAAGAGUGUGUAGGAGUUCGCCAGCGAGGCCAGGCAGGCCAGGACCUGAGUCAGCAACUCAGCUGCUGCUGCAACUGUGUGUUCUGGGUUCAGAGGUAAUGAGUUCCUCAGGUCUAGGGAUGGGUUUUUUAAUAAACCUUUAUUGAGCA